AUGCCAUCUCUCAGAAAAGGUCGUAGGAAUAAUUAUCUCACAACGGUCCGAGGAAAAAGGAUGCGUAAGGCAGCCCCAAAGCCAGCUCAAGAAGACGAGAAUGACCCAGCAACCGCUUGCGGGCACAUCGAAACCGAUACGUGUUGGUGUGCUACCGCCGCCGACAAGCCCGGUCGUGGAAUUCAUGGUCCACAGGCACAGGUCACGGUAAGUCCAGUUGAUGACGGCACCCCAAUCGAUAAGGAUCCAUUCCAGAGAAUACCUCAGCUCAAGCCAGUCUUCGAUCUCAUGUCCAAGGAGACAUUCACCCACGGCUUUAUUCCAGCGUCCUUCAAGGUGCUGUCCCUUGGUACGAGUGACGACCGAGCCAUGUUAGCCAACGUAAUGAAGACCCCGGCGCAACAAAGAAAGCUAUGCGUUUACACAUUGCUCCGCAUGGCAGUCUUUUCCGACUUGGACGACCUUGACGGCGGCGCCCUAAAUGUCGGCGAUGCCAGGCCGCAACUCUCACCCGGCACUGAUCAUGAGGCUGACUCCCAUGGUGGACUUACGCCAAUGGACAUCGACAGCUCUAGCCCCCCAGGGAUGACUUGUAGCUAUAGCGCAAUCGCACUAGACGAGUGUACAGCCCGUCAGCCAUCAGCACCUCCAGAUUUGACACAACGACAGAGGCAAGCGAGCGGGGAUACCGAUGGGGAAGAGCAUACAUAUUGCGGUGGUGGUGGUGGUGGUGGUGAGUAUGAGGUCAUGGUCCCAUAUUCUGCCAGGGACGAUAUCGUUGCUGGAGCCGUUCGUGGGGGAGCGGCCUCCCUACAUGCGCAAGGAUACGCACCUCCCAAACUCCCGGGGCUGUCCAUAACCCAUACUAGCGCGGUGGACCCAUAUUAUAACGGACUCGAUCACGAAUGCCGGCUAGAUCGGAUGGAAAAAGCGCUCAUCAAUCUGGGUGUACGGCUGGACAAUCGGCUGGAAUAUCAAGAUACACGGCUGAACAAUCAAAAGCCACGGCUGGACGAUUAA
Messenger RNA from Morchella sextelata, 1020 nucleotides. RefSeq lists its product as uncharacterized. The record is from RefSeq and is a predicted model, not a curated record. NCBI's taxonomy places the organism in Eukaryota, Fungi, Ascomycota, Pezizomycetes, Pezizales, Morchellaceae. Bases 1 to 1020 code for a protein of 339 amino acids. The transcript is spliced from 3 exons.